AGAGAGGUGUGCGGGGGUACAGAGGCACAUCCAAUCGCACAGGAACGGUAAAGACACGCUCUCUCGUCCAGGGGAGUCCGAUCACAGAGAUGCAGAUCGCAGAGGACUGCAAGGGGUUGAGGAGGAGCUCGACAGAGAAGCUGCCUCAUGCUGGGCGUGUCCUACAGGGGGCACUGCUGUCUUCCUUCCCCAGCCUGCUUCGUGACCAUAAGUAUCACCUCAAGACGCUAAGGCAGUGCUGCACUGGGGAGGAGUUGGUGGAUGACCUGAUGAAACUACAGCCGUCCCUCCAGGGGAGAUUGCAGGCUGUUGGCAUCUUACAACUUCUGCUUGAUCUAGAAAUCCUCGUUCCUGUGCGCCAGGGGAGUACCUUCCAAGACAAAGACAGCAGUUUCUUCCGUUUCGCCGUGGGUGCCCCUGGGCGUGAGGAGUCCCCGAGAGCUGGCACUGCCGAGGAUGAACUGCAGGAGGCGAUGGAGUUACUCGCUCUGCUCGGGAUUGAGGCCUUACUUACCUCCUGUCUCCGAAAACCGUGAGCUCACCGGCGGAGAGCCCUGCAACGGACCCAGAGAC
This is a messenger RNA of Hemiscyllium ocellatum (epaulette shark), 573 nucleotides long. Its product is annotated as rap guanine nucleotide exchange factor 3-like. The record is from RefSeq and is a predicted model, not a curated record. The transcript is spliced from 5 exons. Gene Ontology annotation, biological process: intracellular signal transduction. The coding region runs from base 90 to 536 and encodes 148 amino acids. NCBI's taxonomy places the organism in Eukaryota, Metazoa, Chordata, Chondrichthyes, Orectolobiformes, Hemiscylliidae.